Molecule: messenger RNA, 1954 nt
Organism: Lathyrus oleraceus (garden pea)
Lineage: Eukaryota; Viridiplantae; Streptophyta; Magnoliopsida; Fabales; Fabaceae
Product: patellin-3
Exons: 4
Coding region: 228-1655 (475 amino acids)
Molecular function (GO): lipid binding
Source: RefSeq, a predicted model, not a curated record
UACCAACUGUGUAAACAAAACAACUAGACGACUUUACAAUACAAUGACAUACAGCAUAGGAUUCGGCAGCUGAAUGAAUGUCGUCUUUUGAUAACAUCUACACCACCACUUCUCACUCUUUUACUUACUUACUUCAAUUUCAACUCCACCGCUCCAUAACCUCUCUCUCUCUCUCAAUAAAUACUCCAUUACUUCAACUUUAACCUUUACCUCACUCUCUCUUCCAAAUGGCCGAAAAUAACAACUCAAACCCUACUCCUCCUCCACCCUCCUCACCACCUCUCACACCGUCGCAUCAACUAACCGAUUCAUCCACCCUAACUCCCCAUCCAGAACCACAACCGGAACUCCCCGUUACCGACCAAAAAGAACUCUCCGAUGCACCACCGCAACCAACCGAAUCAGAAACCGAUUCAAAAGGUAACCCGUCACAAGAUGUAGUAGCAGUUGAACCCUCACCAGAACCAGAACAACACCACCAACAACAGAAGAAAAUUCCAAUAAACUUAGUUUCAUUCAAAGAAGAAAGCAACAAACUAAGCGAUCUCUCCGAUUCGGAACGAACCUCCCUCGACCAACUCAAACAACUCCUAACCGAAUCAAUCAAACCAGAACAACAACAAGUUUCAAUCUACGGCGUUCCGUUACUCCAAGACGAACGAACCGAUGUAAUCCUCCUCAAAUUCCUCCGAGCACGCGACUUCAAAGUGAAAGACUCACACACAAUGAUCACCAACACGCUUCAAUGGAGGAAAGAUUUCAACAUAGACGCACUUCUGGACGAAGAUCUAGGGGAUGACUUAGACAAAGUUGUAUUCAUGCAUGGCUUUUCAAGAGAGGCACAUCCUGUUUGUUAUAAUGUCUAUGGCGAGUUUCAGAAUAAGGAACUUUAUGAUAAGACUUUUGGGAAUGAGGAAAGGAGGAACACGUUUUUGCGUUGGAGGAUUCAGUUUUUGGAGAAGAGUAUUAGGAAACUUGAUUUUUAUCCUGGUGGUGUUAACACUGUUUUUCAAGUUAAUGAUCUUAAAAAUUCUCCGGGUCCGGCUAAAAGAGAACUUAGACUUGCUACUAAACAGGCUUUGCAGUUGCUUCAGGAUAAUUAUCCCGAGUUUGUUGCUAAACAGGUUUUUAUCAAUGUGCCAUGGUGGUAUCUUGCAUUCUAUACCAUGAUCAAUCCGUUCUUGACUCAGAGGACCAAGAGUAAAUUUGUGUUUGCAGGCCCAUCGAAGUCUCCCGACACGCUUUUCAAGUAUAUUUCUCCUGAGCAAGUGCCAGUUCAAUAUGGUGGCCUGAGUGUUGAUUUUUGUGAUUGCAACCCGGAUUUCAGCAUCAAUGAUCCCACCACGGAAAUUCCUGUAAAGCCGACAACUAAGCAAACUGUGGAAAUUGCUAUAUAUGAGAAAUGCAUUAUUGUCUGGGAGUUACGCGUGGUGGGCUGGGAAGUUAGUUAUAGUGCUGAAUUCAAACCCGAUGCUGAGGAUAGAUAUGCAGUUAUUAUACAGAAGGCUACUAAGAUGGCCCCUAGCGACGAACCAGUAGUUUCCAACAGCUUUAAAGUCAGUGAACUAGGGAAAUUGUUCCUCACUGUCGACAAUCCUACCUUGAAAAAGAAGAGGCUUCUUUACAGGUUCAAGAUCAAACCCUACUCUGAUUGAGAGAAAGUCGCUCUAGUCUCUCGAGUCUUAUGAUUUUCGAUAUAUGAAGGAACUAGAGCUCGGUGAGUAAGAAGUAUGUGUGUCAUAAUUUGGUAUUCAUCUAUAGUUUUGGUCUUGAGUUGUUUGCAUAUGGUGUUGUCUGUUUUUUAUUGUAUUUAAUAUUUUAUUUAUUGCUAGAAAACAUUAUAUAGCUAGUCUAAAUUUGUUGAUUUUAAUUUUAUUUUAUUUUAUUUUCUGGUGUUGAACAAUGUCAAGGGGGAGAGUAGUAGCACAUGGAAUUGGAAAUGAUGUUGGUUUGA